AUGGCUGAUAGCGGCGGGCCUUCAGAGGGACACAGUCCGCGGGGCUCCCCCGGCCAGGCGCCGAGGGUCCCGCGCGCGGUCGGGCCGGGUGGCGGCGGCGGCGGCGGCGGUGGUGGUGGGGAGACUCCGCGCGCGGCCGCGCUAGCUCUGCGCUUCGACAAGCCCAUCAAGCAGGCCUUCUACAACACCGGGGCCGUGCUGUUCGUGUGCCUGUGCUGCGGCGCCGCCGUGCUCGUCUACUUCAUCCUGGAGGCCUUCCUGCGGCCGCUGCUGUGGGCCGUGCUAUGCGGCACCUUCCUGCACCCUUUCAAGAGCUCGCUGACUCGCCUGGGCCGCCACUGGCUGCACCGCCUGCACCGCGCGCACACGCCCAUCGUGCUGGCGGCGCUGCUGCUGCCGCUCUGCUUCGCCGACUACGGCAUCGAGGCCCUGGGCGAGCAGGCGCUGCGCCGCCGCCGCCUCCUGCUGCUGUUGGGCGCCGGCGGCCCGCUCCUCUACGGUCUUUACUGCCUCGGCAGCUACCUGGGCGUGCAGGUGCUGCUGGCCCACGCCGGCGCCCUUAUCUGCCGCGGGCUGGACUACUUCAGCAGCUUGUGGAUCUGGACAUUGGUAGUUGGCUAUGUAUUGACUGUUUCAUUCAAGUGGAAUGCAAGCACUGAACGCUACUUGAGAGCAGUUUCAAUUCCUGUCUGGAUUAUAUUGCUUUUUCAUUUAGCAUCCCUGGCUGGCUCAUGGAGAAUCCCAGUUUUCCUGAUUAUUGUUUUCCUGAUGUCCGUGGGUACCCUCUAUGAAAAACAGAAUGGGAAAGAGUCUUCUGGGGCAGAAUUACCAGGACAAGUGAUCUCCAUGGCAGCUUCUACUCUAGCAAACUUGGCCAUCUCUAUUACUGGGUAUGACUCGAGCAGUGAAGACCAGCCCAUGGCACAGGCUGCAGAAACCAUGGACAGGGGAGAACCCCCUCCAACCUUGCCCCCUUCGUCAGCCUCCACCCCCUCACCCUCUCUGGGCCGACAGAGGCCCGAAAUUGGAACAUUGCUUAGAAAGAAGAGAACUAGUGAUAUCUACUUUGUGUCUCUCGUCUGGGCCAUCAUUGCUGUGCAGAUCUGGUUGAACCUGUGGAUCGUGCAGCUGCUGCCAGUGCCCAUUGCAGUCUGGGUCCUCAAAAAGCUUGUUAUUCACUUUGGAGUUGUGAAUUUCCUGGAGAAACGCUGUCAUGUGUGGUGGCAGGUCAUAGAGCACUUCUUGAAGGAGCGGCAGGAGGCUCUUGCACCGUGGCCAAUUGUUGGGCUGGGAAAAUUCUUGUUAAAAGUUGAUAGCAAGCUCUGGCACUGGUUAAAUAAGAAGAUGAUCAUCUGGUUGGAGAAGAUGCUAGACAAGAUUAUUAGCAUUUUCAUCAUAUUUUUGUUAGUAAUAGGAACUCUUCUUUUAGCCCUGCUUCUUACUGCAAAGGUACAUCAAGAGAGCGUACACAUGAUUGAAGUCACAAGUAGUUUGAUUAAUGAAACUCUAGCAAAUCACCCUGAGUGGGCAAAUUGGCUCCCCGAGGCUCAGGUAGUCCAAAGAGCCCUCAGUUCUGCGGCUAACAAUGUGUAUCAAUAUGGACGAGAAUGGAUAACACACAAGCUUCAUAAAAUUCUGGGAGAUAAGGUGAACAAUACUGCUGUUAUUGAAAAGCAAGUACUAGAGCUUUGGGACAGACUGUAUCACUCUUGGUUUGUAAAGAACGUGACACAGUCUGGAAGGAAUAAAGGACACAAGAUGCAUAUAAGUCGUCAGAAUAGCUGGCUGGGGGACAUUCUGGACUGGCAGGAUAUCGCUUCCUUUGUUCACGAGAACAUUGAGACAUUUCUCUCCAUCUUGGAGUCUCUGUGGAUUGUUAUGAGCCGGAACGUGAGCCUGCUUUUUACCACCAUCACUACGCUCCUGACCAUUCUCUUCUACAGUGGGACUGCCCUUCUCAAUUUUGUGCUCUCUCUGAUAAUUUUCCUGACCACACUGUUUUAUCUAUUAAGUUCCAGUGAUGAGUAUUACAAGCCAGUGAAGUGGGUGAUAAGCCUGACACCACUAUCUCAGCCAGGUCCUUCUUCUAAUAUUAUUGGCCAGUCUGUGGAAGAAGCUAUCAGAGGGGUGUUUGAUGCUUCCCUCAAAAUGGCUGGCUUCUAUGGAUUGUACACCUGGCUGACUCAUACUAUAUUUGGCAUCAAUAUUGUCUUCAUACCAUCAGCUUUGGCAGCGAUCCUUGGAGCAGUGCCAUUUCUGGGGACAUAUUGGGCAGCGAUACCUGCAGUUCUGGACCUGUGGCUUACACAAGGGUUAGGAUGCAAAGCCAUUUUACUGCUGGUUUUUCAUCUCUUGCCAACAUACUUCGUAGACACUGCAAUCUAUUCUGAUAUAUCAGGAGGCGGCCAUCCUUACCUCACAGGCUUGGCAGUGGCUGGUGGAGCCUACUACCUCGGCCUUGAGGGCGCAAUCAUUGGGCCCAUACUUCUCUGCAUACUGGUGGUUGCUUCCAAUAUCUACAGUGCCAUGCUGGUGAGUCCCACGAAUUCAGUGCCCACGCCAAACCAGACCCCGUGGCCUGCCCAGACUCAGCGGACUUUCCGUGACAUUUCUGAAGAUCUGAAAUCUUCAGUGGACUGACAUGGCUUCAAUUGCAACGAAUUCCCUAGGAAGUCCACCCGACAGUGAGUUCAGCUCAGCUGUGGCUUUCUGUCCUUUCAGUGGUGCCUAGCAAGCAGAGCCCGGGAAAGCAGUAGAAGCCUCCUGGCCUUACGUUCAUAAAGACUAGAGAAGAGAGAACAUCCUGUGGGCUUCUUUGCAUUUUAAAACACAGCUUUAGAGCUCAGAAAUGUGGUUUUCUCACUUACACUAAGAUGACUUGAAAAGUUUCAAUUUAUACACUGGUACUGUGGCUUGACAUUUUUCCACUUUGGUUAUCUAUGUUGUUAUUUGUAUUUAUAAAGUUAUUUUAAGAGCUCUAAACUACCUGCUAUUAAAAGCAUAUACAGUGUAAUUUUUUCCAGUUUAAGAAAUUUGUUCUUAAACUUUUCUAUGAUAGUCACUUUUCAAUGAAGAGUCACUUCUAGUAUGUAGCUGUGUGAACAGGAAAAAUGAAUUUUCUACCCUUCUCCCAUCCUGUAUCUUCCCCUCUUUGAGAAAAAAAAUCUUGUUGGGGUUGGAUAGCUUAUUGGAGGUUCAAUUGUAACCAUAGAAGGCACAGAGACUGACGCUCCCUUCCACUCCCUUCUCCCUCCAUCCCCAUUACACCAUUGCCAAAUUCCUAAAACUUCGCUGUCCACAUUGAAGCAGAGUACUUAUUAAGCUGCUAUUAAUGGUAACAUUAUGAAAGAAUUCAUGCUGUGAUUAUAGUUUUUAUUCCUUUCCAAAUGUUUUAAGUGAAAAAUCUCACGUGUAGCCGUACUCUGAUUUGUUAAAUGUAUCCCUGUUUCACUGUUUGGAGUUCUGCCAAUUAGUUACUUAUUAGCAGUAGAAUUUUAUAUCUAUGUUGUGUUUUUCUGUCACAUAGCACAGUGCCUUGCAUAUAAGACACUAAAUGAAUGCUUGUUGAAUUAAUUAUAACUUUUCAAAUAUCUUACCACAGUAACCAGCAUAGUGCUUUACAUUUUACUAAGCCCUUUUGCAUGUUUUGUUCACAAACAACUUCCUAUGAGCUUUCAUAUAGUUUCACCUAAUUUUAAAACAGUUUUACACAAAUGUGGAAGCUAAGGUUCAGAGAAGUUAAAUGAUUAAUUAAAGUCAUCAAGUUUUUAAGACUUGACUCCGGUCUUUUUGACUCCCUAGUUUGCAAACUCUGCUAUAUAGUAGAGCCUUCCUUCUAGUAUCUUAUGCAAUUUUUCCAGUGCUAUGAGAUAGAAUAGCUGUUGCGAUCCAUUUCUUAUGAAUGAAUUUAAGGCUUUUCCAACAGAUAAUGACAGGGCUGGGGCGCAAACCUGGCUUCUAGCGUUGUGUCCUUUCUACAGUAUAAAGCAAUCAUCAGGCCCUUCCUCUGCCCCAAGGGAAUAUGGAGGAAAAGGGGUUCAUAAGUAUCAGAGGCUUCCUUUUGGAAAACAUUUUAAACUAGAAAUAAUUUUUUCUAUAACACCUUCUUACUAAGAAGCACAGUUAAUAAUAAUGAGCUUAAAUAUAUUCUGAUAAUACUUAAGAAAAACACUCCCAUCUGGAAAAUAGCUCUUUUGACUGUUUUUAUAGUAGACUACAUGCAGAGCUUUUAUUAUGAAUCCUUUGACAAUUAUAAUCUGAUAUUCGACCAUGUGUUAGAUUUGGCUGCUAAGUAACUCAUUCUGUUCUUUAGUCAAUGUUCAGUCUUUCAUUCAGUAAAACAUUUGUUGAGCGUUGGCUAGCCUAUAGGCGCCAGGCACUCUGCAGGGUACUGUGGGGGAUAACUCAUGAGAAGGCCUUCUCUGACCUUCAAUCUUAGCCAGAUCAUGUAUAAUGCUAAAUUUUUUUUUUCCUUAAAUGGCAUUGAAAGGGUUAAAAAAAAAAAAAUCAGGUGUCUUUUUGUUAAUUGUAUAAUGAUAAAUUUAUAGCUGUAAUGAGCACAUAUUAAUAAGAGGCAAAUAUUGUGCACGCUGAAUUAGUGUGUACAACAAAACUAUGCUCCUUCAAAGUGCUUUUUAACUGUACAAAGUGAUACUGCAAGAAACGAAACAAGCUCAUGUAUGGCUGUUGCUGGGCACAAUUAUUAGUACAAAUACUGGGUUUUUGGAGGGGAACUCCAAGCCCUAAGAGAACAGUUUUAGAGCUGCCAAAAUUAAGCUGCAUUGAUGGAAUAUCACCCUGAAAUAUUCGGAGCAGAAGUGCCCCAGAGUGCCACAAACUCCUGAUCGGGAAACUUGAGCUGCCCCAGUACUCCAGUGACAGUGCAAGGAACAAGAACAUUGACCAGCUGGGGGAGGUCUCCCCAAGAUCUGUUUCUGAAAAACAACAGGGCGUGGGUUUUUCAGCAGAGUCACCAUGUAAUACAAAUCUUGCUUGAGUUCCAAAAUUCCUGACAUACUCUCAGUUAUGGAGGUGAUCUCUGUCAGAAUGCCUUAAAUGCUAGCCUUAUUUAUUUUUUAAAAUUGCAAAGUUCCUGGUACCCUCUUCCAGGAAAGUUGAUUAGCUGGCAGUGUUCUCCCUUGAUUUCUAAGGCUGAAAAUCCUCCCUUGACAGUGGGAGGAUACCGAGAAGUGUUACGGAGACUGUAUUUCAAAACUCGAUAGCCUUAGGAAAUGGCAGCUGCUUAUUCCAGUUAAAGGACUGCUAAAGGGCUUGCAUAUGAAGUCUUCUCUAACUUUGGUCUUAACAUGAAAACCCUGAGACCCAUCAGGAAUUCAUGUUUCCUCUAGUCCCGCAUGGUUGUAUCAAUGCUUCAGGAUGUGUUAGUGCUGGGCAAGAAAUACUCAAAACUUCAGGCCAUGAGGAGUUAAAGGAAAGUAGUUUGAGGUGAGUUAACUAGAGCUUCCAAACUCAGGCUGUACAGGAAGGUGUUCCCAUACUUUGGUCCUGACCUUGCAGUCCUGGUUAAAGGUCUCCCAAGACCCUUACAAGAAUAUUACAAUGGGACUUAGAGGGCACAUUUCACAGAGGAAAUAGCCUCUGGCAACAUACUUCCAAAUGCUAGCUCCAGUUAACAACUAACUUUUGUUUUUAUCAAUUCCUUGUCUUUACAUAUAUUCCUAUCAAAAUAUAUUCAAUUAUUAACAUAUUGAGGACCUGCAAGGAAUACACAUUAUAUUUGAAAUCACUAAGCAGUUAUUUUUCGGUAGUUCAAAAAUCAGCAAGAGAAUUGUAAUUCAAGAUGAUCCACCUGCCUCCUGGAGUCAGAAUUUCUGAGCUAGAAUUGACCUUCUAUAAUUAGGUGAUCGUGUCAUUUUCUAGAGAAGAAAACAAAUUCAUAGGUUAAAGUAAAGUGAUUUGUCUAACACACAGCCAGUUAGUAACAGAAUUCUAAGUAGAAUGUAGUUCUUUUUCUCUCAGUCCAUUGUUCUGAUUCUCUCCCCUUUUCCUGGUAGAAGAGAAGCAUUUCACAAAUAGUGUUCCUUAUAGCACUAGUUCCAAGGGAUUCUUACAGAUGUUGUAAGAGGAAAAAAGUAUGUGUGGAGGUGGGAUGGGGAGGGGACUCCAUGGUCAAUUAAAAUUCAGUAAUGCUGAGUUUGCUUCCUUUCUGUAGGACUUCUAAGGAUUUUUAACAUGCUGUUACUGUGAAUUUGUUAAAGGGGACAAUGACUGUUUACUAGACUUAUUUGACCUCAGACUUCACCCCCUCCUUCUUUUUUCCAAGCAUCUCAAACCACCACCAGACCUUUGGGACACAUGGCUCUAGAGUAGGUUUACACAGCCCUUUUAGAAGCAUCCCUAAUGGAAAUACUGAAUAGAAAACCUGUUACCAUGGUACCAUGUAAUCUUUAAUAAAUCUCAGAGUUUAGUGAGACAAUAGAGAAGAGCAUAUUUGCAGUUUAGAGCUAUACUUUUACAAUAUAGAGAUUCUUUUCACCUAUGGUAUGUAAAAUCAGUAUUUAUUUAGUAAGUUUUUCAAGGAUCAAUUAAUUUGCAAAUACAGUAGUGGUACAUUGAUAUUACAUUUUUAUAAUGCUUUUGUAUGGCACUUUAUAGUUUUCAGACUGCUCUCAUAACAACCCUGUGAGGCAGUCACGCGUUAAGUAUUACUCUCAUUGUACAGAUGAGGAGGCACUGAAGGCUUUCAAAGGUUUUUUGUGUUUCCCCCAAGUUUAUACCAUAAAAUGAUGGAGCCAGAAUUCAUUUGCAGGACUUCUGACUCCAAGUCCAGAAUUCUUUCUUCCAUAACUGGUAUCUUAUUUUUCUUUUCCCCAACAUUAUAUCUUACAAUGAAAGAUGUGGAAGUAAAUUUUAAAGUAACAUUAUUUUGGUUUAUUACCAAGUACCAUUUCUUUUCUUUUGCCAUGACUCAGAAAGUGUACCUCCUAUUGUAGCUAACCCAAAGAAAACCAUUCUGUUUUCCUUUGCACUGCCACUUGUCUAGGUGACUGGAGUGUAUUUGCAAAUACCAUUUGAUUUUGAAAUCAAGAUGGGAUAUAUAGUUGUAAUUGUUUAUGUAACUUUUGGAAAAUGUAUUGACAGCAUUCUCAGGCAAAGGGGAAAUGGUUUGAAAGUAAAAAGAAUAUUCAAAUGCAACAAUAAAUAUUCUUUAUCUCACACAGAUGCUGUUUCUUAGCUUUAACUUGCGUUGACAACCUACUGAUGUAAAUUCUUUGUAAAUGUAAAAUAUUUAUAUUUUGAAAUAAAAUUACUAGUGUUGAAUGAA
Messenger RNA from Choloepus didactylus (southern two-toed sloth), 7285 nucleotides. RefSeq names its product transmembrane protein 245 (gene TMEM245). The coding region runs from base 1 to 2640 and encodes 879 amino acids. Lineage: Eukaryota; Metazoa; Chordata; Mammalia; Pilosa; Megalonychidae. The transcript has 18 exons. The record is from RefSeq and is a predicted model, not a curated record.